Cyprinus carpio (common carp) is the source of this 5256-nucleotide messenger RNA. RefSeq lists its product as uncharacterized. Gene Ontology annotation, molecular function: L-glutamine transmembrane transporter activity. NCBI's taxonomy places the organism in Eukaryota, Metazoa, Chordata, Actinopteri, Cypriniformes, Cyprinidae. The record is from RefSeq and is a predicted model, not a curated record. The transcript has 31 exons. Bases 191 to 3250 code for a protein of 1019 amino acids. Gene Ontology annotation, biological process: L-glutamine transport; amino acid transmembrane transport.
GUGUUGUUGGUGUAAUUUGACGCUCGUGGAGGGUUUGCCAUCAUCACAUGGUGGAAAUUUCCACGCGCUCCUCCCACAAACGGGUCUGAUCUCGAGGAGCGCCGCCAGUUUCUCUUCAUCCUGCGAGGUUUACGCUGACUCCUUGAAGGAUCCAGUUCUUUUCCCAAAGACGAAAUCCUCUGCUGUGAACAUGGACCGUCUGGAGCUGAAGAAAGUGAGCAUGGAGGCGGACGAUGAAAGCAGCGUGGACGAUCGCUUCACGCCCAUCGACUCAGAGAAGGCCAGCCAGUUCCUGGAUGAGGACGACGCAGAGAGUCAGAAGUUUCUCACCAAUGGCAUCAUGAAGAAGAAGAAAUAUGAUGAAGAAGAAUAUCACCCGGGUCACGCGUCGUUUGGGAUGUCCGUCUUUAAUCUCAGUAACGCCAUCAUGGGCAGUGGAAUUCUGGGAUUGUCUUUCGCCAUGGCCAACACUGGCAUCAUACUGUUUGUCAUUCUCCUGCUUGGAGUCGCUAUCCUGUCGCUUUACUCCGUUCAUCUGUUACUAGUGACGGCCAAAGAAGGAGGCUCGCUGAUCUACGAGAAGCUCGGAGAAAAAGCGUUUGGAUGGCCGGGAAAAAUGGCAGCCUUUGGAUCGAUAACUCUGCAGAAUAUAGGAGCCAUGUCCAGCUACCUGUUCAUAGUCAAAUACGAGCUGCCGGAGGUGAUUCGAGCUUUUCUCAGGCUGGAGGAGAGCUCUGGUGAGUGGUAUCUGAACGGGAAUUAUUUGGUGGUGUUUGUGUCUAUCGGCAUCAUUCUCCCGCUGUCUCUGCUGAAGAACCUCGGGUAUCUCGGGUACACCAGCGGCUUCUCUCUCUCAUGCAUGGUGUUCUUCGUGGGAGUGCUGAUCUAUAAGAAGACGAUCCUGCCCUGUCCUCUGCCGUUCUUCUACGAGCACGAGUCAAACAUGAGCAUGAACGGCUCGGACGCUCUGGGUCUGUACACGCUGCAGAACGCCUCGGCACUGGCCUCUGUAUCAGCAGUGAACGGACCUCACCUGGAUCCUCACACGCCGGUCCACAGCGCCGUCCAGAUCACGCCUCACCCCGAGGACGUCGAGGACAUGUGCACACCCAAAUACUUUGUGUUCAACUCACAGACUGCGUACACCGUCCCCAUCCUCGCCUUUGCUUUCGUGUGUCAUCCUGAAGUUCUGCCCAUCUACAGUGAACUCAAAGAUCGCUCUCGGAGGAAGAUGCAGAGGGUCUCGAACCUGUCCAUCUUGGCCAUGCUGGUGAUGUACCUGUUCUCCGCCCUGUUCGGCUAUCUGACGUUUUAUCAGAUCAUGUCGAGGCAGAGCUGCUUCACACCUUCACCAAGGUCUACAAGUUUGACACGAUGCUUCUGCUGGUGCGUUUGGCUGUGCAUUCGUUCGUCAGUCAUCACGCUGUGUUUCGCUGGAAAGGAGUUCAGCUGGAUCCGACACAUCCUCAUCGCCGCCGCUAUACUGGCCUUCAACAACCUCCUGGUGAUCUUCGUCCCCACCAUCAGAGACAUCUUUGGCUUCAUCGGUUCGUCUGCGGCCACCAUGCUCAUCUUCAUCCUACCGGCGGCGUUUUACCUGCGGCUGGUCAAGAGCUUACCGUUCAGAUCACCGCAGAAAAUAUCUGCAACUAUUUUCCUGGUGGUGGGCAUCUUCUUCAUGAUCGGGAGCUUGUCUCUGAUCGUCUUGGACUGGAUCCACAAAACAUAUCGGCUAAUGAACAAAGCUCCUGCAAACACUAAGAUGAGUAGCUUUAACAUUGCUCCAGACAUGGACUGCAGCAGUUCCAACAGCAACGAGUACUCGAGUUAUCAGGACUGUCCCGCCAAAGUUCCCCUCAAUGGAAUGCAGUAUACAGACAUGGACGCAGAAAGCCAGAACUUCCUCACUGAUCAUCAACUGGGAAAGAAGAAAUAUGAAGCUGAAUAUAGCCCUGGUUCGGCGUCGUUCGGUAUGUCUGUGUUUAACUUGGGCAAUGCCAUCAUGGGAAGUGGAAUCCUGGGACUUUCCUACGCCAUGGCCAACACUGGCAUCGCCAUGUUUGUGAUCCUGCUGGUGGCCGUGGCUAUUUUCUCCCUCUACUCAGUCCAUUUGCUGCUAAAAACGGCCAAUGAAGGAGGUUCUCUGGUGUACGAACAGCUGGGGUACAAGGCGUUUGGGAUUCCCGGGAAACUGGCGGCGUCCUGCUCUAUCACCAUGCAAAACUUUGGAGCAAUGGCAAGCUACCUCUACAUCGUGAAGUACGAGCUGCCUAUCGUCAUUAAGGCCUUCUUGGACUCUAACGACAAUGCGUGGUACACUAACGGAGAUUAUCUGGUGCUGCUCGUCACUGUGGGCAUCAUACUGCCGCUCUCGCUGCUUAAAAACCUGGGUUAUCUGGGAUACACUAGCGGUUUCUCCUUGUUGUGCAUGGUGUUCUUCCUCAUUGUGGUGAUCUACAAGAAGUUCCAGAUCCCCUGUCCGUUACCGGAGAACUUCAUUAACAUCACAGUGAACGUCUCUCAGCCGCAGGUCAACACUACUGAUGAAGAGUGCUGCAAACCCAAGUACUUCGUCUUCAACUCACAGACUGUGUAUGCGGUGCCCAUCCUGACCUUUGCGUUUGUGUGCCACCCGGCAAUUCUGCCCAUGUACGAGGAGCUCAAAGAUCGUUCCAGAAGAAAGAUGCAGAACGUUGCAAAUGUCUCGUUCCUGGGAAUGUUUGUCAUGUAUCUGUUGGCUGCUCUUUUUGGAUACCUGACCUUCAACGAGGCCGUUGAACCCGAGCUCCUGCACACUUACUCAAAGGUCUACAAUUUCGACGUGGUGCUUCUGAUCGUGCGUUUUGCCGUCCUGACCGCCGUGACGCUGACGGUGCCUGUGGUUCUCUUCCCGAUCCGCACCUCAGUCAACCAUCUGCUCGGUGCCUCCAAAGAGUUCAGCUGGCCGCGUCACAUCUGCAUCACCGUCGCUCUGCUCGUCUGCGUCAACAUCCUCGUCAUCUUCGUUCCCACCAUCAGAGACAUUUUCGGAUUCAUCGGUGCGUCCGCUGCUGCUAUGCUGAUCUUCAUUCUUCCCUCGGCCUUCUACAUCAAACUGGUGAGGAAGGAGUCCAUGAAGUCUGUCCAGAAGAUGGGGGCCACUUUGUUCCUGAUCGUGGGAUUCAUGGUGAUGAUUGGCAGCAUGGCUUUGAUCAUCACGGACUGGAUCCACAACGCAGGAUCUUCAGACGAGCACGCCGACGGCCACUAGUGGGCGUGUCCUAACCCUGAUUGACAGGCAGAUGGGCGGAGCCGAGCCGCUUACGCUGCAACUGAGAACAAGAAGAAGCUGCUCUAUUUUCAGCGAAGAGCAAAGACAAACAUCCCAUUCUGAGAGAAUGUCCUGAACUUUGUACAGUAUGCUGUUAGGCCACACAGAUGGUACUCCACUCGUAUUGUUGUGCUUCUUUUUUCGUUGAUUUGCUUUUAUUUUGUGUUGUUCUUCCGGUACAGCUGACUUUUUCGGUGUUACGCUGCACAACCAAAACUGAUUUCACGAUCAACACUGAGCGGAGCGGAGCCUCUGCAGAUGCGUGUUCGAUCCGUUUCUACCUUUGCCAAAAAUAUCGGUGUUUGUAUGUAGAAAAGCACUUACUCUUUUUCAGCAAAUGUAAAAGAAGUGUAAUUUCGCACAUUUUGGCUGUGCUUUAAACGCAUUCGUAACGAUGUCAUUUAUACUGUACUACUUGAGUCAGCUUUACCUGUCGUGUAGAUCUACUAAUGAGGAAAUGUUGAUUUGUAGUUGUUGAUUUCAGACAGGUGGAACGGCUGAAUGAAUUUACUGUAACUUAUUUAAACCCGGACGUCAGCGAUGGGUGCUUUACUGUCAACAUGAGACGCAGCGAACAGGGAACGUUUACAGAACGUUCUAGCAAAGGUUAUUAACAAACCUGAACACAACAUUCGUUCCAAAAAUGUUCAAAGGACCUUCCAGUAAUGCUAAUAGAAUGAUUCUCUGGUCUUUAAAGAUGCUCUCAAAACAUUAACGUAAAAACUUUAUUUAUCCAUUGUUCAUAAAUGCUUUUGUUGGACAUUAUCUAGCAUUUUUUUAAAUGCUAAAAUGCAAGGUUUUAAACAUGCGUUCCUCUGGUAACGUUUACGGAAUGUUCGUUCAAAGUUGGACGUUACUGUAACAUUUUUUAAAUGUUGCUACUUUUAAGUUUCAGAACAUUCGGAGAACAUCCAAAAGUAACGUUUCCAUAACAUUUGCAAAAUGAUCAGAUAGAAUGUUCCAUUAACGUUCACGUAACCAACAAAAACCUUUAUAAAACGUUCAUGUUUCCCAAUAGUCAAAUAACUAUUUAUUCAUUGUUUCAGACUAUUUUAGGUUAUUCGGUCUUUCUAAACAUUAAUACAAUAAUGCAAUGAUAGUGAAUAACGAUUAAAAAAAGAGCAACAUUGCAGAAAAAUACUGUUCGUCGCUUCAUGUUGACUUUAAAGCGUGACUGUAUGAUUGUCAUUUGUUUUGCUUUGUAAACCGCAGAAUCAAAUUGCAGAAGGUUGUUGCCGAGGGGAAGAGAGACCGUUAGUGUUUAACUUGACCUACCAUUUCAGUGUUUGCCAUCGGCAGCUUGAAGUUACUCCCUGAACGAGAGACGAUUGACUGACGGGGGAGUGUGUGUCGUCCACUAAUCAGCCGUUACUGGUGUGGAGAAUGGAGAGGUCAUGUGACCACCGUCUCUCUCACACACACGCGCGCACACACACACACACACCUCACUGUGCUUCCAACAGCUAAACCUCAUGUGUCAUCCAACAUGUUACUCUCCAGCCGUUAUUUAUGGAAAAACAUCAGUGUAAUUUAAUCUAUUUUACUAUAUUUAUAUAUAUAUUGUACAUAUGUGUACAUACAGUACCACGAAUGAAGUGUAUAUAUGCUGUCGGUUAUUCUUGUUUUUUUCUCAAGUUUACUCAACAUGUUUGAAAUAUUAAAAUAGCUUUAGAUGUCCCUCGGUGUGUGUUGGGGCCCCUGAUCGGCCCAUCUGGCUGUGAAUGUCAAACUGAGCACAAGGUUAUUUUCGGCUUGUGAUCGGCCCUGACACACACACACACACACACCUUUCACCUUACUACUAAAAUGCUAUACUCGAACUCGAAAGGGGUGAAGCGCUCCUCAUGUACAAGAGGCCAUUCUUGCGAAUGAUACGCUCUUGUUUCAGUGAAACACUAUGUAUAUAAUCAUGUAAUUAAUAUCUAAUAAAGGUUCAUGAUAACCCA